CUUUAAGCUGAUGGCGGAACAGAGGCGGACUCCGCCAGACAAAGCGCUGAGCAAGACGUGCUGUGAUUGGUCAGACGCUCCAUGCCGCACAAAGCCCAACAGCGGCGUAGAAACAUCGUGCUUGAUGGUCGUCGUCUUGCAAGACUACGAGGCUUAAGAGGACUGAGGACGACAUCCUUCUGACGUCUUGCCGUCGUCGUGCAUAUCGGAUGCGGUGCGUGUGCGCCUGCGUGUGCGCUGCGGCGGCCAGCACGACGCCAGGCGGCUGAAGAUGUCUCCUUCCUGUCGGUGAUCAGCACCGCGCAGCUCCACGGCCGCCAUGGGCUCCAAGCUGAGCCGACACAACAGUUUGGACGCCGACGCCUUCUCCGGGAAGCGACGCGGGCUGCUGGAUGGCGAGCGUCGAGGCGGAGGAGACUUCCUCUUCGCCCUGAUGCUGAAAACAGACAAAGUGCCCGGCAUGCUGCGGAGGAGUAACCACAGCCCCUACGCCAGGAGGGUGGCCUGGAUCAAGCAGAUCCAGAAGCUGCUCCGAGACCGCAGGAUGGAGCAAGCUGGAGAACUUCUCAAACUGCUGAGGAAGGACCUGGGACUGGAAGGCAGCUCCCUCAAUGACAUCCUAUACAAGAACGCCGCAUUUCUCAAUCUGGUGGAUCCCAUUUCUCACGAGCUGCUGUUGAGUUUGGCCCGAGAGAUGCAAAAUCCCAAGAAGGAUGCAGACACCAUCAAGUCGUCGGAUAAAAUUUGCAGACAGCUGAUCUACCACCUGACGCCACAUUCCAAGUGGCUGAGGCAGAGCAUGUCCAGACAGAAGUCCCAGGCAUGUCUCAAGACGACGCUGCAGAAAAAGCUGUCCAACGACACGGUGGACCUGUCGGGCAUCCCCCUGUCCAGCAGGGAUGUCCGUCAGGUGGCCUUCUACCUCCAGAACAACAGAGACAGCGUGGCGGCGGUGGACAUCAGCUUUACCGAGCUCCAGGACGAAAACCUCAGGGUUCUUCUUCCCCUUCUGGCCUCAUUGCCCAAACUCAAUAACCUGGCCCUGAACGGCAACCGUCUCACCUUGGCUGUACUCAAAGACCUGACUGAGAUGCUGAAAGACCCCAAGAAGUUCUCCAGCUUGGCCUGGAUAGACCUGGGCAACAACGUGGACAUUUUCACCAUGCCCCAGCCGCUGUUGGUGGCUCUGCGGCGGCGCUGUAGCCUGAAGAGCAGUCUACCCACCAUUUAUGAGUACACAGAGGGCCAGCCCUACUCCUACCACCUGGAGACGUCUAUCGAAGAGCCGAGUCACUACGAGGAAGAGGAGGACGAAGAGGCACAAGAGGGCGUGGUUGACAAAUAUGACUUGGAGCCGUGGAGCUUAGGUGAGAAGCAGCUCUCCAAAGAAUUCACCUUUCACUACUGCGAGAGGUGAAGGAGUGUGCUGUCGCACAGCGAGGCCCAGAAUCUACCUUUAGCUGGACCACCCUCACACCCACCAGCCCAGUCACCCUCUUAGGCACAAGGGAAGGGAAACAACAUUGCGAAACUCUCAACCAAGCAAUUUCAAGACGUCACAGAAUGAACCUGCACCGGGUGACGGAGGAGUGGCAGCCACGGUUGUAGACUUACCGUGUUGGCGGAUGGCGCUCUUGGCAACGGGCUGCAGUUUCAUCGGAGGACUGGAUUCAUAGGAGAAGGGUCUCUUUCUCUUGCUGUGUCACGCACCCCCCCUUUACUCAAUCUCUGUCUGAUCGUAGCAGCUGAGAAGCCAAUACUAAUUUCAAUCAGUCGUCAGGCUGGAGAAGCAGAUUUCCGGUAGCCGCUCAAGUGGUUUUGAAAGCAGUGCGUCCCUCUGGGGUCCGGUCCGGGACUGAGACCAUCUCCGGCGGGCAGAGCUUCAACCCACAUUGUGUGUUCUCUGUUAAGCUCUCAACAAAAGCUAUGACACAAGUUCAACAGACUACACAGCCGUCGGCUCGUCACGUGACCCGAGCAAAACUGCUAGGUCAAGACUUUUUUUUUUCAACCCCCUUUCCUAAUGUCUACUUGUGGAUACCCUUGCGUACAUGUAAGCCCCAAGUAAAUACGUGUCUCUCACUCAAUGUUUUUGGUGUUUUGGUGAGCAAGGCAAUCUUGGAAGAGGACAGGUAGGACUCCAUAUUUGGUUAAAUGGCAGUGUCCACCUCUGUGAUGUAGUCAUUGCCGGUGUCUCGGUAUGUCCAUACCACCCACCUCUGUGAUGUAGUCAUUGCCGGUGUCUCGGUAUGUCCAUACCACCCACCUCUGUGAUGUAGUCAUUGCCGGUGUCUCGGUAUGUCCAUACCACCCACCUCUGUGAUGUAGUCAUUGCCGUUGUCUCGGUAUGUCCGUACCACCCACCUCUGUGAUGUAGUCAUUGCCGGUGUCUCGGUAUGUCCAUACCACCCACCUCUGUGAUGUAGUCAUUGCCGGUGUCUCGGUAUGUCCAUACCACCCACCUCUGUGGUGUAGUCAUUGCCGGUGUCUCGGUAUGUCCGUACCACCCAACUCUGUGAUGUAGUCAUUGCCGGUGUCUCGGUAUGUCCGUACCACCCACCUCUGUGAUGUAGUCAUUGCCGGUGUCUCGGUAUGUCCGUACCACCCACCUCUGUGAUGUAGUCAUUGCCGGUGUCUCGGUAUGUCCAUACCACCAACCUCUGUGAUGUAGUCAUUGCCGGUGUCUCGGUAUGUCCAUACCACCCACCUCUGUGGUGUAGUCAUUGCCGGUGUCUCGGUAUGUCCAUACCACCCACCUCUGAAUCCACACAGCACACAAAGUCAUGUAAGCAGCUGUUGUCUUGUCUUUGUUCAUUGGAUGAUGUGUCAGUUGUCCCUCACGUAUACCUACCGUUCUUCAGUGGUUCUCUGGGUUUUUAGGACUGUUACCUGGUGACUUAGACAGACUUGAAGUGGCCGUGUCUUUUGCAGUAGCACACGAGGUCGGACUGACUCAAACACUGCGAUGCACUUCAAUGCACUUUUUUCUGUGUGUUUCUCCAUAUUGCAUAGCUCUAGAGACGAGUAGCAUGAGGAGGCUGUUGUCUUUAAAAUGCUGAUCCAAAUGGCUCCUGAUUGUUCUAAGAACCUGUUCCGUCAGAAUAUACUCCUAAAUGUUUAAAUGUGUAUUUUAUACACGUGUUGUUACAGUAAAGUGUCUGACUACCGAUGUAAUGAUUUGUGUUCUGUUGUCAUUUGUCCAAUUCUGUGACUAUAGCGGCUCUCAAUACAUCAAAGGGUGUCUACUGGAGUCAUUGGGCAGUAACCAAAGGCCAAAAUAUGUAACUUCAUUUGUGAUUGCAGCACCUUUUAUGUUGGUUUGUUCAAGUCUGAGCAAGGGAGAACACUUAUCCACUUUGUAGCGUCUUUCAUGUAUCCACAUUCCCUUGUAGCUUGUAUUUGCUAAAGCCAAAUUCUGCCAAUAAAACAAUUGAUCCACUGA
Molecule: messenger RNA, 3442 nt
Organism: Nerophis ophidion (straightnose pipefish)
Lineage: Eukaryota; Metazoa; Chordata; Actinopteri; Syngnathiformes; Syngnathidae
Gene: lrrc75ba
Product: leucine rich repeat containing 75Ba
Exons: 4
Coding region: 320-1417 (365 amino acids)
Source: RefSeq, a predicted model, not a curated record